AGUUGAGUGAGUUGGGUUCCCUCUUCUCCUACUCUACCUGAAGAACCCUAACCUUUUCCUUCCAUCUCCUACUCUGUUGAAGGAAAAACAUCUAACUGGAGAGAUAAGAGUCCGAACCUUUCGUUUCUGUCGAAUCCAAGAACAAAUCGAUCUAAUCUGAUCGUUCCAAACAUCAUAAUCUUUUUUUUCCCCUUCUCUUUUCUUGUUACAAAUUCCACCCCUCCCUCCUUUCUCUGUGCUUCUCCAAUGGGGGACAACCAGAAGGAGGAUCGCAGUGAGAGCAGCGAUUUCACAUCGGAGGACGAAGGGACGGAGGAUUACAGGCGAGGAGGUUACCAUGCGGUGCGAAUUGGUGACACAUUCAAGAACGGCCGCUACGUAGUGCAGAGCAAGCUCGGCUGGGGCCAUUUCUCCACCGUCUGGCUCGCUUGGGACACUCACAACUCUCGAUAUGUUGCUCUCAAAGUUCAAAAGAGCGCUCAACACUACACUGAGGCAGCGAUGGAUGAGAUAACCAUCCUCAAACAGAUCGCUGAGGGGGAUCCUGAUGACAACAAGUGCGUCGUCAAGCUUUUGGAUCAUUUCAAGCAUUCUGGACCCAAUGGGCAGCAUGUCUGUAUGGUUUUUGAGUAUCUGGGUGAUAAUCUCUUGACCCUUAUUAAGUACACUGACUACCGCGGGAUGCCUCUUCACGUGGUUAAGGAAAUCUGUUUCCAUAUUUUGGUGGGUUUGGAUUACUUGCAUCGCCAACUUUCUAUUAUACACACUGACUUGAAGCCUGAGAACAUCCUCCUAUUGUCCACGAUAGACCCAGCAAAAGACUCCAGAAAAUCAGGUGCUCCUCUCAUCCUCCCUGCUACCAAGGAUAAAUCCGUCUUUGAGUCUGGGGCUGCCAAGGAUAUCAAGAGCUCCAACGGUGAUUUGACAAAGAGCCAGAAGAAGAAGAUCCGCCGGAAGGCUAAACGGGCAGCUCAAGGUUGCAUGGGGCAGGAAGCUGCUGAGGAAUCCGAACCUGAGUCAAAAACUGCUGGUGCAGAAGCAACAACCUCUGAUGCAAAAGUAAAUGCCUAUCCCUUGGAAGACCAGCCAACCACUUCUGUCUUCAAAGAUAAAUCAUCUAGUGCGGCUGAUGCAUUAAAGGAUUUUAGUAAAGAAAGUCAGGGUUAUAAGAGAGGGAGCCGCUCCACAAGGCAGAAACUGUUAGCAUCUGUUGACCUUAACUGCAAAUUGGUUGAUUUUGGAAAUGCCUGUUGGACAUAUAAACAGUUUACGAGUGAUAUCCAGACAAGGCAGUAUAGGUGCCCUGAGGUUCUCCUUGGUUCCAAGUACUCUACUGCGGCGGAUCUCUGGUCAUUUGCUUGCAUAUGCUUUGAGCUUGCAACUGGUGAUGUUCUCUUUGAUCCUCACAGUGGCGACAACUUUGAUAGGGAUGAGGAUCACUUGGCUCUAAUGAUGGAACUACUUGGAAUGAUGCCACGCAAGAUUGCAUUAAGUGGUCGGUAUUCUCGGGAUUUCUUCAACAGGUAUGGGGACUUGAGGCACAUCCGUCGCUUGCGUUUCUGGCCUCUUAGUAAGGUGCUUGUUGAGAAAUACGAAUUCAGGGAGCAAGAUGCAAAUGAUAUGGCUGAUUUCCUAGUCCCAAUACUGGAUUUUGUCCCUGAGAAACGGCCAACAGCCGCUCAAUGCCUUCUUCAUCCAUGGAUUAGUGCUGGCCCUCGGCUUCUUGAGCCUUCCAUGCCUGCUGUUCAAAACCAGGAUGUAGAUGGUGAUAUUUCUGAGAGGAAGAAGAAAGAGAAUGAUGAGAGGGAGGCAAUGGAGAUGGGUGUGGGAAACAUUGCGAUUGGUGUAGCUCUUAAGCAGGUCAAAGAUCCUCAGCCCAGUGGUAAACCCACCAAGGCAGCUCUUACUAAUUCUUCUAGGUAGUGUCAGUGCUAUGUUUUCUUGAUGAAACUCUUGCACAACUUUGAUCCACAAGAAUUUGGAGUUGUGUGGGAUGAUCACUACACCUAUUGCUUUUGGAUCCAUAGACGAUUUAAUGGAUAGUGGGUGGGUGUGACCUGGAACUGUUUGUUCGACUGCAGCUGAAGAGAAGUGAAGUCUCAAAUCAGCUAGAUGUUCAGAUUUUCCAAGAUUUUUCCUAUAAUCUGCCAUCUUCUCCUUGAGACAUGGUUCUCCUUUCCUCCAUGUACUACAGGUCAGCAUAGGUACUAGUGGUAAACUCCACUCCCUUAUUAAACUUAUUUGUUGUGGAGGGAUUCAUGUAUAACAUUUAACACUACAG
Messenger RNA from Telopea speciosissima, 2281 nucleotides. RefSeq names its product SRSF protein kinase 2. The record is from RefSeq and is a predicted model, not a curated record. NCBI's taxonomy places the organism in Eukaryota, Viridiplantae, Streptophyta, Magnoliopsida, Proteales, Proteaceae. The coding region runs from base 247 to 1923 and encodes 558 amino acids. The transcript is spliced from 4 exons. Gene Ontology annotation, molecular function: ATP binding; protein kinase activity. Gene Ontology annotation, biological process: spliceosomal complex assembly; regulation of mRNA processing; protein phosphorylation.